Lineus longissimus is the source of this 4454-nucleotide messenger RNA. Its product is annotated as 5-hydroxytryptamine receptor 1B-like. The transcript has a single exon. Bases 1295 to 2938 code for a protein of 547 amino acids. Lineage: Eukaryota; Metazoa; Nemertea; Pilidiophora; Heteronemertea; Lineidae. Gene Ontology annotation, molecular function: G protein-coupled receptor activity. Gene Ontology annotation, biological process: adenylate cyclase-activating adrenergic receptor signaling pathway. The record is from RefSeq and is a predicted model, not a curated record. Gene Ontology annotation, cellular component: plasma membrane.
CAGAAGACAAUCAACUCCCGCGCUUAUUAUGAAUACGUGCCAAUUAGAACACACCAUCUGCCAAAUGCAUCACGACUUUCGUUAUGUGAAGACAACCGUCCGUCUAGUAAGGAAAAGGCAAUCGCAAUGCUGAAGCAUUCGCUAACGAACCCAAUCCGAUCGCCGGAUGAGGAGACGUACUGAUAAGCUCUUCGUAAAUUUCCGUUCGUUAAAAACACAGGAAUAGCGGAUUUACACAAGAUUGGUUGGAUUUCCUUCAUUCUGGAAAAAGUAAUCAAGUGUGCACUUUUGUUUAGAACAGUACUUGUUGGUGAAGACACAAACCUCUCCUGAGGCUAUACGUCUUUGUCUCAGACCACAUACUUACAUGAAAGAACUGACUAGUAUAAUGUUGAACCUCGCAAAACGGUACAAGUAAGGAGGUGUACCGAUUGUUAAGCAGCAUCACUCACUCUACUAGCCUGAAGGCUCGGUAAAACCGAGCCCUAGUAUCUAACAAACGACUUUCAGAUGCUCAUCACUGGUGUCUUGAAAACAUGCGUUCUCUUGACUGCAAUGUAAUGAAAGCAACUGCUCUAUUUGAUCCUGCAUGCCAGGGUCCCAACAAAAGGGUCAAAAUACAUUAGAUGUCAUAGUAAAUUCUUUGAACUUUCUGGAGAAAGGGAUGGCAUAACAAACUGAAGUAAUUCGGAAAGAAAACGGGGCGACGGAAUAACCUUUAAAAGGAGGUGUAUAUUUUCUCAUAUGUGUUUUGAUACGUCAUCUUAGUCGAAAUAUACCGAAGGGUUGAAAUUGCAUUGUGUCAUUUCCAACGUGUGGAGAGAAUAUCAGAGAGAUAUGGGAUAAAUUGAUAAAUGUAUUGACUGAUGUGACAUUUUCAGGAAUUACUGUGGAUUUUAUAUGAAUGUGCGGAUAAUACAUUCAGCUGUUUCACAUCUCAGUUAAUUAAUGCCAGACAAUGCCCGAUCGUGAUCAGUCCGUCAACUGGUGGAAAACAAAUUUAGAAUAGGGAUUGAAUUUGAAUUUGGAAUUUGAAUUGUCGUUGGCCUAUCUAACUAAAAGCAUGUGGUGAAUUAUUUGGAUGUGAAACCAGGAGUUUCACACUGUUUAACUUGCCGAUAUCAUCGUCUGUGGAUUUAACAAACGAGAAGUCCUUUUUUUUACAGUUUGCGCGUAAAACAUUUAAGAAAAAGAAAGAGGAAUUAUCUUGAAAGGCUGUCGAUUGUCAUAUCGUUGGUGUUAAGUGCGCUCGUUCUAAAGCAGCUGUGACGUCAUCAAGAGAGGAUGGUCAACCAUGUCGGAUGGGUAUGCAAUUUGGAACGGUUCUUAUAACGAAUCGAUCGAAGUGUUUCUAAACCAGUCGCUAGGGGGCGCAGACGACUUUACGUCUCAUACUCUCAUUAGGAAUAUCAUAGUGGGAUUUCUCCUUAUCUGUAUCGCAAUCGCGUCGUUCUUUGGAAAUCUUCUUGUUGUCUGUGCGAUAUGUUCGAAUCGACGGCUGCGGACUGUGACUAAUUACUUCGUCAUCUCGCUGGCAAUGGCGGAUCUUCUCGUGUCAGUUCUCGUCAUGCCCUUCCAUAUUGUUGUCGAGUUGACUCAGCGUUGGUGGUUUGGUUUCGUCAUCUGCGAUAUCUGGAUUUCUUUAGAUGUGAUGUUUUGUACGGCGUCCAUUUUGAAUCUGUGCUGUAUCAGCGUGGAUAGAUAUUUUGCAAUAACAAGACCACUGAUUUACGCGACUAGACGGAGUAAAAAGUUGGCACUCAUAAUGAUUACUGUCGUCUGGAUAGUUUCGAUCGCCGUAACGUGUCCUCCGAUAUUUGGUUGGCAGGAAGAGGGCAGGUGGGACGACGAAUCUGCCUGUGCACUCACAAAAGACCCCGGAUAUAUCAUAUACUCAUCAUUAGGCUCAUUUUAUGUUCCAAUGAUUAUCAUGCUCUUUGUCUAUGCUAAGAUAUUCCAAGUCACGCGAGAGCGCGAGAUCAGACUCAAACCGUACAGACGCAGCGUUCUGAUGGCGUCCCGUGCGUAUGACACUAACAUGGAGGAUAUGAGCCUAAGCGAGACAAAGUGUAGUUCCGGAGAUAAUGAGGUGUCGGGAAAUUCAUCCAGUGAAAAAGAGGACAGUCAUCCAACGGUAGUCCAACAAGCUAGUCUUAAGUCUAAUCUAAGUUCAAGUGAACAAGGUGGGUUAAACGAAAUUGAAGAAACUGGUUUAGAGCUCCCAGAACAUGCUGCUUUGAACCAACAGAGAAGCAUCGACUCCAAUCUCAGUCUAAGCCAACCGGGCAAUCUAAACCAGCAGAGUAGUCUCAAGUCAUGCCUAAGUUCGAGUCGAGAUACCAGCCUCAAAUCUUGCCUUUAUUCAAAAGCGCCUGCCACUGCCAAUCUUCCAGGGAGUAAUAAUGUCCAUGUCAGUGUACAUUCACCCCCGAUGAGAAGACACCAAGGCUACACGGUGGAGUUCACCUUGAACAGCAACCACACUACAAGCAAAUCACAGAGUAGCUUAACAUUUCCCAGUCGAAACAAUUAUCAAAGUUGCUUAAAAGCGCGGCAGCAAGGUUCGCUCCGCAUCAAUUAUGGAAAUACUGCAAACAAAACUGACAAGUCUAAAAUGGACUCGAAAAAACUUCGCGCUGUGAUCGCCAAGGAGAGAAAGGCUGCAAAAACUCUCGCGAUUGUGGUUGGUGCUUUUAUUUUCUGUUGGUUGCCAUUUUUUAUGGUUUACGUCAUCGAACCUUUCUGCCAAACAUGCUACUUCCCCGUUCUUGUACUCACCGGUGUCACGUGGUUAGGUUAUUUGAAUUCAACUGUCAACCCAUUCAUUUACGCCUUUGGCAAUCGCGACUUCCGGCGGGCAUAUUGGAAAUUGACUUGCGGGAAAAUACAAAAAUGGCGGAAUAAAUCCAAAAACAGAGACUUUAAUAUCAGAAGAUGAUGCAGCCAACCCCAGUCUGUCCUCAUUUGGGUAUAUCUUGUCUAAUAGCUGCAUGCAGUAUAGUACGCUAAAGACUGGGCUUGCCAGACCAGCUGUGCUCAUCGAUUUAGUUGCAUUCGAGAUUUCGCAUGUUCUCAGUACCGUUAAUUGUAUUUUUUUUAAAGACAAAUCACAACAACUAAUAGGCGCAAACAGUUUAAGGUCUACCUUUCGGUUGAGAUCUUCAACGACUUAUUCUACAGUAAAGGACCAGCUAAUUUAUAAUCUUAAUGGAGAUCCAUGAACAGCUGGCAACGUACGUGGCAAACGAAGGGCAACAUGGUACGUUUUAGAAUCCUGUGUGGUAUCAGACUGACUGUAUAGCUAAAAAAGUUGCCUGAAUCACGGACAAAAUACGAUACAAUAUUACGAUGGCCAAUCUCUGCUGGUCAGUGGAUCAAUGAACCAGCAGACGGAGGCCACUAUGUUCCUGUCAUAUGCACCUGAUAUCGUUGGGAGUUGGGAAAAAGGCAUCAAUUAGAACCCCAGUGGGGAUUUCAGUCAGACACUCAUAACGUAGUGCCCCUUUGAAGUAGCUAUUUCUUUUCGUGUCAACCUCUUGCUAUUAUCAGGUUUGCAAAAUAGGCGUUAUGUGUAAUGUGUGUACAGUCCAACAUUGGCCGGGGUAGACAUAGACGUUUAGAAUAUCCUUGGAUAGAACGUCCGAGGAACAAGGUCUAAUCUUUACACUCAAUAGAACAAAUACCAUAAUCUGUUAAAAUGCAAUAUUGCAGGACACUUUUCCAGGGCAAAUUUCUACUUCUACACCGGCAUUCUUUUUUAUAGUAAGUUUAGAUGGUGCGUGUUUUGACCGUUUUCUUGUGCAGAAGCGUCCUAGACCAACACGGUGAAUCUAAGAAAUGGAUGGUGGAGCGUUAAGAAUAGAUUUGAAAUUUACUCACACGGAUAAGGUUAAUGAUCAACGUGAUGAGAAUUGAGCAGAAGCUGUUGGCUUCAGGACAGAUUUUGUGGAAUGUUUCACGUUGCUUAUAAAAGAUAGAUUUGGUAAAACUAUAACUGAUUUUGAAGGAUAAUUUGCUGAUACGCUCUGACUGCUAUUGAACGCUAGUGGUGUAGUUACAAUGUAAUUUUAAAUGUUUGGACGCAAUAUAUAGACUAUCUGGUCCAGACCUUGAAUGUUUGUGAUUCUUGGAAUAUUGUUACGAUGAGGCUGUACAUUCUCAAGACUGCGCGCUAGAAGCGCGUCCCUAUAUUCAUACAAUAAAUACAAGGUGGAGUACAUCGGUUUCGUCAUGCCGGUAUCUUUGAAAAAAUAUUUACCUUCUGAAUUUCCUUCUCGCUGGAAAGUCAUAGAUGACGAUUUUACAGAUGAAUAAAUGAUAAGUUAAAACACAAUACCAUUCCAUCAGAGACUAUCUCCUCAACUGAGUGGUUUUGUAAUACAUUGCGUACAUGGAGCACUGUAUUGUCUGGUAACGUACCUGGCGAUGUGAAAAAAUAAGGUUGCAUGACGUAA